Messenger RNA from Exophiala xenobiotica, 780 nucleotides. RefSeq lists its product as uncharacterized. NCBI's taxonomy places the organism in Eukaryota, Fungi, Ascomycota, Eurotiomycetes, Chaetothyriales, Herpotrichiellaceae. The record is from RefSeq and is a predicted model, not a curated record. Bases 1 to 780 code for a protein of 259 amino acids. The transcript has 2 exons.
AUGGCUCCUUCUCUUCUUGACUUGCCCCCCGAGAUUCGGCUUCAGAUUUACGCCUUCAUCUUCAGCAGUGGGAAGGUCGUAAUUGAAGUCGAGGAUGACGAAAACAAACCUUGCCUGCUUCCUCGACGUAGCGUUUUCCAAACACAAUCCUCGAGGUCGUCUCAGUUAUUGCGAGUCAGCAAAGCCAUCCUGGCCGAAGCUCGACCCGUGCUGUAUGCUAACACGACUUUCCACGUUCUGAACCGAGUGUUUGCUGGGAAAUUGCCCAUAGCAGUCAGCGAUGGCCAUGCGUGUGCUGCGCAUGUCAAACAGUUGAUCUGGCAAGUCGACUGCGACAUCAUGAAACAUUUUUAUCCCGAAGACCUUCGGCUAGAUCCAGAGGACGUCAGUCGGUGGAGCAGCCUUGAGUUGCGGUGUCGAGCCGAUACCUGGCGCAAUUCAUUCCUCGGGGAAUGGUGCGACCGUGAGGCGUUCAUCAAAGGACGAGAACACAUGAUUGCAUACGCCCGAGUCUUCCAGGAUGUCAUGAAUAGUCGAACAGGAAACAAGGUCAAUUUGAUCGAGAAUAGAAGUCAACUUGGACGUGGGCGGCUGAUCUUGAGACUGACCAGGGACAAUUUGAUCCACAGGCAGGACUCAGAGGCGAGAAAGACUCUGGUGCUGCUCCUGCCUUAUCCAUUGACGAAGAGUCGUGGGAGUGACGUACCUAUGAAGACGAAGAGGCAGACACUGAUCGAUGCAACACCAAUGGCAGCCCACGGAACAAAGUUUGACAAGUGA